AGACCCUGAGGAAAGAGUGAAGUAAGAUGGACUCACUAUAGUCAAGUUGUUAAAAACUAACAUCAGGUCUCAAUAACUCCAAAUGGCAUUAAAAGAGGAAACAGGCCCUGGCUGGUGUAGCUCAGUAGACUAAGCCCAGGCUGUGAACCAAAGGGUUGCUGAUUCAAUUCAAAGAGGACACAGAUUUUAUAAACUUCAAGAAGUGAAAACCCACUACAAUCUGCGCGACCAUGAUGAUGGCACUCACGGACAGCGCUGCCUGGAAGGAGCGAAACUCCAGUGAGUGCAUUCUGUGUGGUUUCAUUUACCUCAAGUUCAGAAGCAGGAAGAACUAAUCUACGGCCUCAGCCUUUCCUGCCUUCGGCUGAAACAGCAGCAUCUUCUAAGCCCUGGGGGCUUCCCCGGCCCCAGCCUUGGCCUAGAACCCGCCUGCCGCCUGCCUGCCACUGCCGCUUCCUCUAUAAAGGGACCCAGGGGCCUCGCACAGCAGGUGAGACUCUCCCACCCCAUCUCCUUGGGCUGCCCGGCGGUGGACUCUACCCGGCCCCUCCUGCACCUCCUGCCUGGGCCUGGGCCUUAGUUCUCCUCAUGACACCAUUUGGACAUCUCUACCUCCUGAGGGUGCAUGGUGCCCACCUCCUCCUCCUUCUCCUUCUGGGGCUACUGCUGGCUCUGCUGCCUGAGGCCCAGGGGCUCCCUGAUGUUGGCCUCUCAGCUGCACGGACUGCCCAUUAUCACUCCCAGAAGCACUUCGAACAAGGCACCCUCAAACCUGCCGCUCACCUUGUUGGAGACCCAAGCACCCAGAACUCACUGCGCUGGAGAGCGAACACAGAUCGUGCCUUCCUCCGCCAUGGCUUCUCUUUGAGCAACAAUUCACUCCUGGUCCCCACCAGUGGCCUCUACUUCGUCUAUUCCCAGGUGGUCUUCUCUGGGGAAGGCUGCUUCCCCAAGGCCACCCCCACCCCUCUCUACCUGGCCCAUGAAGUCCAGCUCUUCUCCUCCCAGUACCCCUUCCACGUAUCUCUCCUCAGUGCUCAGAAGUCUGUGUGCCCAGGGCCACAGGGACCUUGGGUACGCUCAGUGUACCAGGGGGCAGUGUUCCUGCUUACCCAAGGAGACCAGCUCUCCACUCACACAGAUGGCAUUUCCCACCUACUCCUCAGUCCCAGCAGUGUCUUCUUUGGAGCCUUCGCUCUGUAGAAACAUCCAGAAAGGAAAAAUUGGUUUCAAGGCCUUCUCCCCAUCUUGCCUCCAUCCUGACUAUUUCAAGGGUCACGACACCUCUCCUUUGACUAUUCCAACAGUCUCAAGUCUUCCCUGCUCACAUCACCUGGAGCUUCCAAAGAAGGAAUCUCGGCACCCCAGGACUCCCUCCUCCUUGAAUCACCCCAGUGCUCUGCUCAAUGCUCGAUGCUCGGCUGCGGACUUAAGCCUGCCUAGAGAUCCCGGCUCCGGCUCCGAGCUCUGCUCUGCGCUGCCGGUGCAAGGGCUUAGCCCUGGGCGUGGAGGGAAGCAGACACAUUGGGAGCUUGGGUGGACGUCUGGAGGCAGGGAGAGGGGAUUAUUUAUGAAGAGAAAAAUUAAAUUAUUUAUUUAUGGAGAAUGCAGAGAAGGUAAUAGUAGAGGGACAUCAGAAGAGAAAGAGAUAAAUAUGCCCCAGAGAUGAAGCUGAGAGGCAUUGCACAAGAAAGACCACACGAGAACUCGAGUGGAGUUGAGGGACCGAGGUGCUCUAGAAGAACAUGACGGGUUCUGAAGGGCCAGCACUGCUUGACUAGACACCCCACGAGGCAAUAUCUGCAGCCUCGUUUAAGCCCAAUAAAUGUUUUUUUCUCUGAAA
Messenger RNA from Phyllostomus hastatus (greater spear-nosed bat), 1843 nucleotides. It is a transcript of the gene LTA, whose product is annotated as lymphotoxin alpha. Gene Ontology annotation, molecular function: tumor necrosis factor receptor binding. The transcript is spliced from 7 exons. Gene Ontology annotation, biological process: immune response. The record is from RefSeq and is a predicted model, not a curated record. The coding region runs from base 589 to 1203 and encodes 204 amino acids. Lineage: Eukaryota; Metazoa; Chordata; Mammalia; Chiroptera; Phyllostomidae. Gene Ontology annotation, cellular component: membrane.